Racocetra fulgida is the source of this 174-nucleotide messenger RNA. The record is from the annotation of a GenBank genome assembly. NCBI's taxonomy places the organism in Eukaryota, Fungi, Glomeromycota, Glomeromycetes, Diversisporales, Gigasporaceae.
AUGGAUGAAGAAAUUACUAAUUGUAACUCUGGGCUGGUAUCUGAUACAAAUUUUGAAUCUAAUCCGAUCACUAGUUCUCAAUCUUUGCCAAUUACUAAGAACUAUGAUCCUUUGAUGAAAGAUUUUAUUUCUAAGCAUAAUAAAUGGUCUCCGUAUCCGUAUAUCAUUUCAUAG